This is a messenger RNA of Centropristis striata (black sea bass), 2003 nucleotides long. RefSeq names its product protein O-fucosyltransferase 2 (gene pofut2). Gene Ontology annotation, biological process: protein O-linked glycosylation via fucose. Lineage: Eukaryota; Metazoa; Chordata; Actinopteri; Perciformes; Serranidae. The transcript is spliced from 9 exons. Bases 4 to 1341 code for a protein of 445 amino acids. Gene Ontology annotation, molecular function: peptide-O-fucosyltransferase activity. The record is from RefSeq and is a predicted model, not a curated record.
AACAUGGCGCACGGAGCGGUGCAUACUCCAGUGGUUUUCAUCUCUUCUAUCUCUUCAUUCACCGCGUUGUGUUUGUCCGUUUUAGUCGCUUUUGCAGUAUUUAACACAGUAAACGGAGACAAUGUGUUCAGCGCCAGUCACACGACCACCGGACCGAUGGCUGCAGCCAGAGAUCUACGGUAUCUUUUGUAUGACGUGAACCCUCCAGAGGGUUUCAACCUGCGGAGAGACGUCUACAUCCGCAUGGCGUCCCUGGUGAAGACUCUGAGGAAGGAGGGCGAUGACUGGGUGUUGGUGCUGCCCCCGUGGGGUCGCCUCUACCACUGGCAGAGCUCCAACAUCCACCAGAUUCGCGUCCCCUGGGGAGAGUUCUUCAGCCUCACCAGCCUGCAGGCCAAUGUGCCGGUCAUUGAGUAUGAGGAAUUCAUUGCAGAGAAUGGAGGCCCCUUCAUAGACCAGGUUCUAGUUCUGCAGAACUACGCUGAGGGAUGGACCGACGGGAAAUGGGAGGAAAAAGUAGAUGAGCGGCCGUGCAUCGACAAGUUAAUGUACUCUAAAGACAAACAUGGCUUCUACAGGGGCUGGUUCUGGGGCUACGAGGAGACAAGAGCUCGAAAUGUAACAUGUAUAUCAGCCCAGGGCCACGCCUCCAUCAUGGCCCCGGUUCUUCAGGAGAACAUCACAGUGACAUCAGUGAUGCUUGACAGAGCGGAGACACUCCUUCAUGAUCACUAUGCUGGGAAGGAUUACUGGGAUACCCGUCGCAGUAUGGUUUUCGCCAAACACCUGAGACUCAUAGGAGACGACUUCAGAGCUAAAUAUCUGAACUCCACAGACGACAGGGACCGCACCGUCUACAGUGAAGACUGGACGCGCAUGAAAGCCAAACUGGGCUCAGCUAAAGGUGGUCCUUAUCUGGGGGUCCACCUGCGCAGGAAGGACUUUAUCUGGGGUCACCGAGAGGACGUCCCCAGCCUUAAAGGGGCGGCGAAAAAAAUACGCAGUUUGAUGAAGAAGCAUAAACUCGACACUGUGUUUGUUGCGACAGAUGCAGAUGAGGAAGAAUUGAAGGAGCUGAAAAGGUUGUUGCCAGACAUGGUGCGCUAUGAGCCGUCCAAGGAGGACCUGGAGCUCUUUAAAGAUGGAGGCGUGGCCAUCAUUGACCAGUGGAUAUGUGCCCAUGCCAGAUUCUUCAUAGGAACAUCAGUGUCCACCUUCUCUUUCCGGAUCCAUGAAGAGAGGGAGAUCUUGGGUUUUGACCCCAAAACUACAUACAAUCGUUUCUGUGGGGACACUGAGAAAGAAUGUGAACAACCCACACACUGGAAGAUAGUUUAUUGAUGUGACCUCUCCCUUUACUGACACACACACACACACACACACACACACACACACACACACACACACACACACAGAAGUGCCACAAGCAGUGUUAAAAGUGACAUUUAUUUGUAUGGAUUAUACAGGAUAUUUUAAUUGUUUUACGGUGUAUUUUUUUACUGUUGUUGGUUUCAGAGUUGUGCAAUCAGGUCUUUAGUGACCACUGUGACUGAAUUUCAUGCUUCAAAUAUCAAGAAUGGGCUGCCAAACAAGUGUUACUGUCAUGUUCAACAAGUAAAUCUGCUAAUAUUUUUUAAAGGUUGUGUGUUGAAUGCGGAUCCUUCAUGACAGCCUGGUGUUUUUUAAGUGAUUUCUGAUAUUUAUUACCAGUAACACUGGUGAAAAAUAGUGUCUUAUGAUGAACGGACCAGAAGCAUUAAUGGGAUUAUUUAGUGUUGCAUUUUGUGAGAUUUAAAGAUGUUGAACAUCUACAUUUAAGAUAUUCUUUUUUUUAUCAGAUACAAUUAGGGCUGGGCGAUAUGGACCAAAAGUCAUAUCCUGAUAUAUUUAGGCUGAAUAUCGAUAUAUGAUAUAUAUCCUGAUAUUUUUAUCACAAUGUGAGAGCAAAUGUUCAGUUAAAGCUAAAUAUGACAUGUGACAAGUAUUUUUAUUGAAGCCAUUUA